Syngnathus typhle (broad-nosed pipefish) is the source of this 3515-nucleotide messenger RNA. RefSeq names its product forkhead box K2a (gene foxk2a). Gene Ontology annotation, biological process: regulation of transcription by RNA polymerase II. Lineage: Eukaryota; Metazoa; Chordata; Actinopteri; Syngnathiformes; Syngnathidae. The transcript has 9 exons. The record is from RefSeq and is a predicted model, not a curated record. Bases 751 to 2352 code for a protein of 533 amino acids. Gene Ontology annotation, molecular function: DNA-binding transcription factor activity, RNA polymerase II-specific; RNA polymerase II cis-regulatory region sequence-specific DNA binding; protein binding.
CAGGCGGCACCUUGAGAUUUUCACGGCCAGCGAAGAUGGUACAGGCACGGGGGAAUUCUACCUCCGAUGCCUUGGCAAAAAUGGGGUUUUUGUGGACGGGGUGUUCCAGAGAAGAGGGGCUCCACCUCUGCAGCUUCCACGAAUGUAAGAUUGUUGAAUGAGCGAUGGCGCUUUAACCUUACGACAUGCGCCGCGCUACGUUGUCCCGUGUUGUUGUUUUGUUGUCCGGCCGGCAGCGGUGUUGCACGUGCUGUGUGUCAAGGAACGCUCGGCUUUCGAUUGCGAUAACGUCACGCCGAAUCCCCAUGCCAAAGAUCGCAAGUUUGCACUUACAAAGUGUCAGAUGACACCAAAGGAGUUAUUGAUACCAUCGUUUGAAUCGGUUUUGAAUUUGGCCUUAUUCGGCGUGCAUUGUUUUCACCCAAAACGCAUCACUCAAAUGCAAUGGCUAAGAAUCAGCGCACUCGUGGGUAGUCUCAUUUUGUUUAGGUCCGCAAUUUUAUGCCACUUUAAAUUGAUUUCCUUUAAACUGGGUUGUUUGUCAAACGCCGGGUUGAAGUAUUGGGUGUCGUUUUCUUCCACAGGCCGUCAAAUCGAAGUGAAAAUUCUCAGGCCUAGGUUGAUCUGGAAUUUUCUUUAAAAGUGGGUCGAUUCUCUAUGAGGUGCCGCCCCAAGCUACAUUUUAGCCACGCGUUCAUGCUAGCUACUUUCGCGUGUUGCCAAAACAUUGACGUAUGACAAGUGUGUAAGAUGACAAAAUGGCGAUUCGCGUUUGCUGAAGCUAAGCGUAUUAUUACUAAUGGGUGUUGCUUCCGGUUCCCCAGCACGAGUAUAAAAAUCACAUUCACUGCACUUUUAAGUGACAAAAAGGAGCCGAGGAACGUGGGCGAAUCGCCGGUCAAGUCGGUGCAACCUCAAAUCUCCCCACUUACCAUCAACAUUCCGGACAAUAUUGCCCACCUUAUGAGCCCGCUGCCUUCGCCCACAGGCACCUUAAGUGCUGCAAAUUCCUGCCCAUCAAGUCCAAGGGGGGCCGGACUGUCCAGCUAUCGGAGCGGCCGCGUCCUGGCCUCAGACCUAAUAGCAGACAACUCGCAGUCCGAAAAUGACAAGGAGGCAUCUGGUGAAGACAGCCCAAAGGAUGACUCCAAACCACCAUAUUCAUACGCACAACUGAUAGUCCAAGCUAUCACCAUGGCCCCUGAUAAGCAACUGACACUGAAUGGAAUUUACACCCACAUCACCAAAAAUUACCCCUACUACAGAACAGCUGAUAAAGGCUGGCAGAACUCCAUCCGCCACAACCUGUCCCUCAACCGGUACUUCAUCAAAGUAGCACGUUCUCAAGAGGAGCCCGGGAAAGGAUCCUUCUGGAGAAUUGACCCUUCUUCCGAAGGCAAACUCAUAGAACAAGCCUUCAGGAAACGUAGGCCUAGGGGAGUGCCUUGCUUCAGGACCCCCGUCGGACCCCUCUCUUCCAGGAGCGCCCCCGCUUCUCCCAAUCACACUGGAGCGCUGUCGGCUCACUCCAGUGGCGUGCAGACCCCGGAUAGCCUCUCCAGGGAAGGGUCCCCCGUCCCCAUGGAACCAGAGCCGACCCCACCGCCAGCCCCCGCGCCAACUGCCACCGUCCAGCCUAAGUUUGCUGUCAUCCAAGAGGCUCGCUUUGCUCAGAACUCCACUGGUUCUCCACUCACGAGCCAGCCCGUAUUGAUUGCCGUGCAACGCCAGAUGCCUCCGACGACCAUGAAGCCUGUGACCUAUGCCGUGGCCACGCCGCCGGGCAUGGUGACGACGACUGUUAGCCCCGCCCCCGUCAUGCAAACGGUGCACGUUGUCCACCAGAUCCCCACCGUCACCAUGACGAGUGUCGGCGCGCAGCCGGCCGCUACGCUGAAGCCAAGCCCUCAGGAGAACGGAGGGGGAGAGCACCAAGAGAUCAAAGUCAAAGUGGAGGCGGUCCCGUCCAUCACAGCCUCGUCUAUAGGCGGAGUCGGUCGCAUCAUCCAGACCUCUCAAGCCGCUCCCCUGACCACAGUAACCAUCAUGCAACAGGCUCCUCCGCUGGGUCAACACCAGCUCCCCAUAAAGACCAUCGCGCAAAAUGGCACUCACCUGGUCCCCAUCACUUCUGCUGCCACAGCUGUCGCAAACCCUCUCCACCUCCUGGCCACCCACGCUUCGGCUUCCGCCUCCCUGCCCACCAAAAGGCAGAACGGCGAGGAGGCGCCCGCCUGCAAGAGGGCGAAGACGCAAGACGGCGGCCACGAGGGAGAGGCGGUGACCGCAAACGGCAAUAACAACAAUGGCGCCGGAGAAGCGGAGGUUAGCCAAGCAGUGGGCAACCAGUAGCCCCGCCCCGCCCCGCCCUCAUCCUUCUCCAUAUGCAUCCUGAGCCCCGCCGUUGUCCACGUUGAGCCUCACGCCUUCCGCACUCUUUAGCGGUCAUCAUCUAUGGCAAGGUGCCAAAACCAGAAGCGAUUACUAAAAGUGAAUGUUCCAACCCCCCCGCCCCCCUGCCCCCUCCCCUUCCUCUUCCACUUGGAAUCGAAAUCCCAGCAUUGGCAGCUUAUGAGCGGCAACUCCCUCUUGAAGCACAGGGAAGGAGAAUCCAAAAUUCCAGCUGACUUUUGGGGACCGAAAUAUGCCAACGGCCUCAGCCACUAAAGUGCGUGGCGCCACCCAACAUGCAGCCAAGGGAAGCGUGUGUGCGUGUGUGUGUCUGUGUGUGCGUGCGUGGGCAUUCCCAUCUUCGGCAGCUAGCCUCCCUAGACCCACUUGUGAGUAGAUCUAUAUGCAGUAUUCCAUUGUGCAAAUGUGUCUUGGGAUCUCUUGGUUUCUCCGAGGACCAGUGAUGAAUUAAGAUAGAAAAACUAAACCUUGAUGGACGUUUCGAAUAUCACCUGAUAUUUUUGUUUUGUUUUUGUAUGUGAACUUUGUUCAGUGAAAUGAAUGUAGUCCUUUUUUUUUUUUUAAAGAAAACACUAAUAGAAUGAAUUCUCGUCCGCUCAUUCUUGCAAAUGCCGUUUUGUUUUUCCGCCACUGUACAUGGACAGACUUUUUUUCAUAUUUUACAAAUAUCCAAUGAGAUGAUUAUAAAAAAAAAAAAAGUAUAAUUCCCGUGCGUAUUUGACCAUGUGCUUCAUUGAGCUUGCAUGUUAACAGAUCUAGAGAUAUAAUGUGCUGAUUAUCUGAAUAUGGAACUGAAGAACGUUUAGACUGAAUCUAUCAUGCUUCUUGAUUCUGCCCAGUGCUGCACUUACCCCUCUUUUUAGUUGUGUAUUAUUUUAUUUUUUUUCUAUUCUAUUUUUUUAUCAAUUGCGCUCCGUGUUAACCUUUUUUGUGUUGAGGUUGUGGCAGUCUCUUUAUCAAUGCUAUUCUUCUGUUAACUAAACGUGUCGAAUCAUAUUGUAUCCUCUGUUACACAAGGAAAGACAAGUGAUAAAUGUUUGUUUUGCUUCAGUGGGUAAAUGCUUUAUAUAUAUAAAUAUAUAUAUAUAGGACUUUAUUUAAAA